AUGACCGAAGUGACUCUUGGGCGAUAUCUCUUCGAACGGCUCCACCAGCUCGAUGUCACCACCAUCUUCGGGCUUCCCGGCGACUUCAACCUCUCGCUCCUCGACAAGGUGUACGAGGUGCCUGGAAUGAAGUGGGCAGGGAAUGCCAACGAGCUCAAUGCCGCCUACGCCGCCGACGGGUACCUGCGCAUCAAGCGUUUGGCGUGCUUGGUGACCACCUUUGGAGUGGGCGAGCUUUCGGCCCUCAACGGUAUUGGCGGUGCCUACGCCGAGCAUGUGGGCCUCGUGCAUGUUGUGGGGGUGCCGUCGAUCGCCUCGCAGGCCAAGCAGUUGUUGUUGCAUCACACCCUUGGCAACGGCGACUUCACCGUCUUCCACCGCAUGUCCAACAACAUCAGCCACACCACUGCGUUCAUCUCCGACAUCUCCACGGCGCCCGCCGAGAUCGACCGGUGUAUCCGCGACGCCUGGGUGUGCCAACGCCCGGUGUAUAUCGGACUUCCCGCCAACUUGGUGGACUUGAAAGUGCCCGCCAACUUGCUCCACACCCCCAUCGACUUGGGGUUGAAGCCAAACGAGCCUGAGGCCCAGCACGAGGUGGUGGAGUCCAUCUUGCACUUGUUGCGCCACGCCAACAACCCCAUCGUGUUGGUGGACGCCUGUGCCUCCCGCCACCACUGCACUCGCGAGGUGGAGCGUUUGGUGGACCUCACCCAGUUUCCGGUAUUCACCACCCCUAUGGGCAAGUCCGGGUUUAACGAAGCCCAUCCCCGGUUUGCUGGAGUGUAUGUGGGCACACUUUCGCAGCCAGAGGUGCGGCUGGCAGUAGAAGCAGCGGACCUCAUUCUUUCGGUGGGAGCCUUGCUUUCGGAUUUUAACACUGGCUCGUUUUCCUACUCUUACAAGACCAAGAACCUCGUGGAGUUUCACUCCGACUACACCAAGAUCCGUCAGGCCACAUUUCCGGGAGUCCAGAUGAAGGAGACGUUGGCCAGCUUGCUCGCGCAAAUCGAGACCGCGGGUGGGGCCGUUAAUCCCGGCUACAUUCCCCCUCCCAUCGUUCGGCCAUCGGUAAUACCGGGGCCUGCUUCCCCAGAAACCAUCCUUACCCAAGAGUACUUGUGGACCCAGGUGUCGUCGUGGUUCCGCGAGGGCGACAUCAUCGUCACCGAGACGGGGACCUCGGCGUUCGGAAUCGUCCAGUCCCGGUUCCCCAACCACACCAUCGGUAUUUCCCAGGUGCUAUGGGGAAGUAUCGGGUUUACGGUGGGUGCCACUUUUGGGGCUGCUAUGGCCGCUCUCGAGCUCGACCCGUCCCGUCGGGUCAUUUUAUUCGUGGGGGACGGGUCGCUUCAGUUGACGGUCCAGGAGAUUUCGUCCAUGUGUAAGUGGGAGUGCAAUAACACCUACUUGUUUGUGUUGAACAACGAUGGCUACACCAUCGAGCGGUUGAUCCACGGUAUGAACGCCACGUACAACGAUAUCCAGCCCUGGAACAACUUGGGUAUCUUGCCUUUAUUCAACGCCAAACGGUACGAAGCCAUUCGAGUGGCCACUACGGGCGAGUUGGACCGGUUAUUUGCAGACGAAAAGUUUGGAACUCCCGACCGGAUCCGUAUGAUUGAGGUGAUGUUGCCACGGAUGGACGCUCCAUCCAACCUUGUGGCCCAGGCCAAGUUGUCGGAGCUGACGAACAUGGAAGGGUAA
This is a messenger RNA of Suhomyces tanzawaensis NRRL Y-17324, 1707 nucleotides long. It is a transcript of the gene PDC11, whose product is annotated as indolepyruvate decarboxylase 1. The record is from RefSeq and is a predicted model, not a curated record. Gene Ontology annotation, molecular function: carboxy-lyase activity; thiamine pyrophosphate binding; magnesium ion binding. Lineage: Eukaryota; Fungi; Ascomycota; Pichiomycetes; Serinales; Debaryomycetaceae. Bases 1 to 1707 code for a protein of 568 amino acids. The transcript has a single exon.